Messenger RNA from Paracoccidioides brasiliensis Pb18, 321 nucleotides. RefSeq lists its product as uncharacterized. Gene Ontology annotation, molecular function: Arp2/3 complex binding; actin binding. Bases 1 to 321 code for a protein of 106 amino acids. Gene Ontology annotation, cellular component: actin cortical patch. Gene Ontology annotation, biological process: negative regulation of Arp2/3 complex-mediated actin nucleation; actin filament debranching. The transcript is spliced from 2 exons. The record is from RefSeq and is a predicted model, not a curated record.
AUGAUCGACACGAAAAGUCAAGAGGUCCGCCCCGUCGACGGUGAAGUAUACAGCAAGAUGGCAGAUGUUGCAGAUGAACUUCCGGACUCGUCACCCCGGUUUAUUCUCCUGAGCCACCCGCUUACUCUGUCAUCCGGCCGCCUCUCCGUCCCUUACGUCCUGCUAUAUUACCUUCCAGAAAACUGCAACCCUUCCUUGCGCAUGAUGUAUGCGGGCGCCGUCGAGCUAAUGAGAAACACCGCCGAAGUAAACAGGGUUAUCGAAAUCGAUAGUGAAGCCGACCUGAUUAAUAUCGAGUCUAAGCUGCAUGGCUCAGACUGA